This is a messenger RNA of Didymodactylos carnosus, 293 nucleotides long. Lineage: Eukaryota; Metazoa; Rotifera; Eurotatoria; Philodinida; Philodinidae. The record is from the annotation of a GenBank genome assembly.
CCAACUGGGGACCGUUUCCGAACGAAGUGAUAGUUAAUUCUAAUUUUAGAUACGAUUGGGCAGGUCUCAUAGACUUUGGUUACACGGACAGGUGUCGUGUCUAUACUAUAGGGACGGGUCCAUUGUAUUUUCGUGUAUUUCGUCUAAAUCCAGUGCGAGAUGGAACCGAAUGGUUGCCACGAGAUCGGGAUGGAGCCGAAGUUGGUUUUGGAAUUGAAAAGGACGUGAAAGAAAGAUUUGUUAGUGCAUGGCAGAAAGAUGUUGCCGCGAAUUUUGCAUACGUGAAACAAUAA